Sceloporus undulatus (fence lizard) is the source of this 3596-nucleotide messenger RNA. RefSeq names its product sideroflexin 1 (gene SFXN1). The record is from RefSeq and is a predicted model, not a curated record. NCBI's taxonomy places the organism in Eukaryota, Metazoa, Chordata, Lepidosauria, Squamata, Phrynosomatidae. The transcript has 7 exons. Gene Ontology annotation, biological process: monoatomic ion transport; serine import into mitochondrion. Gene Ontology annotation, cellular component: mitochondrial inner membrane. Gene Ontology annotation, molecular function: monoatomic ion transmembrane transporter activity. The coding region runs from base 848 to 1231 and encodes 127 amino acids.
ACUUUCUACCAACAGAUCAUUGGUCCAUCUAGCCCCCCCACUGGCAGUGGUUCUCCAACCAUGAAGUAAUAAAACUGGAGAUAACAAGGACUGAGCCUGGGACCAUGUGCAUUUGCACCACGUGCUUUGACACUGAGCCGUGUGAUGACAGCUCUCACUAAGCAGAAUAUUUCCACUGAAUCAUCUUUAAAAAAGGAAGCUUUAUCCAACUUCAAAUGUCUACCAUAAAUCUGUUUCUGAAGCCAAAGGAAAGAAAACUCAGGAUUGUAAACAGGAUGAUGAUUACAGAAUUACUGUUUAAAGAUGUGAACAUGUGUGAGAUGUAGCUCUCACAAUUAUUGUGCACAUUCUUAUUUUUGUUUUAGCCAGCUGGGAACAGCCUAUGUUUCUGCCACCACAGGUGCUGUUGCAACUGCUCUAGGACUAAAUGCACUAACAAAGCACCAAGGAACCCAUGGCCUUCCAGAUGUUGGUGUUACUCACUACUGGCCAGACUAGCUGAGCAAGAAGAGAAUUGGAAGUCCCAACAGCAUCUGGAUGGCCGCAAGUUCUCUACCUCUGGUUUUUAUCAAUGCUAUCAAGACACACUUGCUCCAGUGACAUAUAUUCUCUGAUGUUUUGUUGUACAGUAUGUUCUUCCAAUCAGCUUGUCUUAAAAGAAGAGCUGCUAUUGCUCAGUGGUAACACAUUAAAGUUUGAGAUAAGAAUCGAGGGGGAAAGAAAUAUACAAACUCUUACCUUCUUCGAGUAACGGUCCUCUCCUUUUUCACAGCAUGUCUCACCUCUUAUAGGACGUUUUGUUCCUUUUGCUGCUGUUGCUGCUGCUAACUGCAUUAAUAUCCCAUUAAUGAGGCAAAGGGAACUAAAGUAUGGUAUUCCCAUUACAGACGAAAAUGGAAACAGAUUGGGCGAAUCAUCCAAAGCUGCUCAACAGGCCAUAGUGCAGGUGGUUAUCUCAAGGAUCCUAAUGGCUGCUCCAGGCAUGGCCAUUCCCCCAUUCAUAAUGAAUUCUUUGGAAAAGAAAGCAUUUUUAAAGAGGUUCCCAUGGAUGAGUGCCCCCAUUCAAGUGGGUUUAGUUGGCUUCUGUUUGGUGUUUGCAACUCCAUUAUGCUGUGCCCUAUUUCCACAAAAAAGUUCUAUGUCUGUAACACGUCUGGAGCCUGAAUUACAAGCCAAGAUCCAAGAGAUCAAACCUGAAUUGAAGUGUGUGUUUUUCAACAAAGGAUUAUAGAAAGCAUGGAAAACAUCAACAUAUCUCUCAAUGGCAAUUAGAUAAAUCUGUUUUUGAUUGUGACAUCCUUGAUGAAGACAACUCAGUCCUGACAUACUCAUUCAAUUUCACAGUUUUUGACAGUGAUUAUUUCAUUUUACAAGAGAACUCUCAUAAUUAUCAUUUUAGAUUGUUGUCAGUUCCAUUUCCAGAUUGUCUACUUUGUACACACCAGAUUUCUUCAGCUGCAAUUAUUCUAAAUAGUUUCCAUUAAUGUUUAAGUUGCUAGAGGACUAAAUCCAACAUUAGUCCUACCCUAGUUAAUACUUGGAUGGGAAACUGCCAACAUAUAACAGGUGCUGUAGGCUAUAUUUCAGAGGAAGGAAUAUCCCUCUUGAGUAUUCCUUGCUUAACAAAACCCUAUCAAAUUCAUGGAGUCAACAGGUAAUUUGAGGAAGCAUAAGCAUACACACAAAGUUUCCCCAUUGCAAUCAACGUCACCCCACAAGUUAUGACUCACAGGCCCACUUGUUUCAAAGGGUCUGUAAAAGGUAGGAUCAAUAUUGGAUUUAGUCCUAAAUUUCUUCCAAAAAUAAAGUCACAGACACAAUGUAAUGAAAUAGACAUUUGGUGUCUAUUUUAAAUUUUUCCUAUACGAGAAGAGAAAGGACAACUACAUAUUUACUAUUAUAUUUGUAUCUACAGUUUAUAUGAUUUUACUCUAUUGGAUUAUCUUCUGAGACAGUCCAAGUGUGAUGCUGUGGUGUCUACUGAGAACUGGCUUCAUGGGUUGCCUUAUCUCUGUGAGAAAAUCUAAAUGCUAUGGAGCAAUGGAAAGACAUUUUUUCAAAUGACCUCUGGAGUGACUUCCCAUGACUUGUUUAUCCCUUGACUAUUAUAACUAAAACUACCCCUUGAAAUUUGUAUGGAAUUGGCAAUCAUAGAUCAACUAUGGAAUUGGUAAUCAUAGAUCACCUAUGGAUUAUUUAUGUGUUGAGCAGGGUACUUGUCUCAGGACCAUUAUAAUACCUCUUCAUGUAUGCUGCUCAUAAGGAACUGUGUAUUUUUUAGUGUGUUCUCAUGUUAAAAUUUCCCUGCAUGUGUGAAGCUAGGCACACCAUAUUAAUUCUGCAAAAGGAAGAAAAUAUUGCCUUGUUCAACCUUUUGAAUUAGCUCUCUGUCAUGGUGCUUACGUUCUAUAGCAGUGGACAAGAUCCUAUAGAUAUUUUCUAAUGAGUGCCAAACCUGCCUGUUUAUUAAUGAGUUUCAGCUGCCUUGGCUAGAAAUAGGAAUAUAUCCAUUUUCUAUUCUGGUCUUAUUUUUAUAUAAAGUUCUUGCAAGAUUCUUGAAGCAAAACCCCAAAAUCCAUUCAGACAAUAAUUUUAUUAGGACCAACCAAAUGGCAGAGAGGUAUGCAACUUCAUGACAGAAAUCCUAAUAGAAAAAAAGUAGGUGAUAGAGUGCAGCUCGAAAAGUUGGGACAGGUGUGAUAGAUACAGUACACUGUUUCUCAAGGUAGAGGUUGCAGACUGAAUGAAUCACUGAUAGGUAUCACUUUGCAUCUAGCAAUGUAUAUGGAGAAAAAAUGGUUAUUGCUUAAGAAUUCUGGAGAAUUUGAAAGAUUCCACACUUUUGUGGAACUAAACAAGGUAAUUUCCCAUUUAUGCAUUUCAUUGCUAAAUCCAAUUGUAUGGAAAUGCAUUCAUGCUCCAUGCUAUUAUGUAAGUACCCUGUUUCAAGAUCCCACACAAACACACACACACACACACACACAUAAAAUGGUAUAUAAUUUUAAAAACAUACUGAUAGUUGUUGAUCAGUGGUUUCAUUCUCUUACGAAACACAGGCAAAGCAUCUGAUCAUGGCACUUUUAAUCCAUUGCUUAUUGAUUUAACACUUUUUAAUAUAUUUUGUCAUCCUUACGUAUACAAUUGUCCCGUGAGGGUGCUAUUAUUUCCCAUCUUACAGAUGUGUGAAAUGAGACAACAGACUAGUGACUUGCUCCAAAUAAACCCAACUGGCAAUUAGAAGUCAGCUUCCAAAACUCUGCCCAGUGAAUUAUGCUGGUGCAUUUAGCCUCCAAAAUUAGAAUAUUAUCUCUGUGAACAUUCCACUGUAAUUUCAUUUUGUCUGAUCCACAUGCAGUCUUGACAAUUAUUAUUUAAGGUGCAGUAUUUUAAAUGUAAGGUCACCCCCUUUCACUGAUAUGACUACAUCUAGCUUUGAACUCAAUAACAUCAGUAUUAAGUAUAAACAUUUAACAUCUCUGUACAUGUCUAAAAUAAUGUAAACAAUCAAUAAGCCUUGUACUACCUGUGUGGUAGCAAACUUAUAGUUUAGUUACUGUCCAAAUGUGUUAAGGAUAAUAUAGAAGUUUUUUUUUUUU